AUAGCCAUUGUUAGGGAAGUUAUCGAAUAAAUGUAGAUUUUAUAUUUACUUUUGAACGUAUUUUAUUUUAAUAAAUUAUUUUAUUAAUAUGUAAAUAGUGAGAAAUCUCUUAAUUGGUGGUUAGUAUCUCUGAUAGAGAGAAGAGAAAAAAAAAGUGAAAUAAUAUCGCUAUUACGAAUAGCGUGUCUCAUUUUCAAGCUCGUGCCACCCGCCAUAACGAACGCUUCUUGGUACGAAUAGUUCGUUUGAAUGAAUCUUCCGAACGUGCUCGGGUUUCGUUAAUUGGUGUUAGUUUUUUGGUGUAGCAUUUUUAAUGCACACAAGAUAAUUGCAUGCGAAUUGACUUAUGGUGACAAUUUGAAGUCAUGGAAGUGGCACGAAAGUUGCAUUUUGAUGCGUGUGAUAUAGAAGAUGAGGAACUUAAUAUAAGCAGCCUUGGAAACAACUCGAGUUGCGAUAUCGAAGAUGUUUUUGAUUCUUCGACCGAGUAUUCCGCAUGCUUAUCUACACUUCAACCGAAAAAAUUGUCUUUCACUAGUCCAGCCACAUGUGAACUCAAUGGAAGCUUUACAGUACCACACAAUAAUAACAAAACACCGGCCAUCAGUGUGACAGGACCUUCUGGAAUAAAGAUUCCAUCUCGUGAAAUUGGCUGUUCACAAAAAAUGUCUCUAGCUUGUAGUCCACCAUACAAGCGUGUCAGAGCAUUGAGAUUAUUUGACUCACCUGCUACACCUAAAACUUUAAUGGAAAAAAGUACAAUGCAUACUCCACUUCCUUCCAAAUGUACUAGACUUUUCUCAUUAGAAAAGCCUAGACCUGUAGCUAGCAGUUACCAAAGUAAAUCUGAUAGACCUGCAGCCAAUGUUAAUCCUUUUACACCAAAUGGAAUGUUAUUAACAGCAAGAAAAAGAAGUAGAUCAAAACGUAGUCUUAAUGGAUCUCCAGAUGUUCAAAAUAAUAAAUUUGAUCUUGCCGACUCUGAGGAUUCUGAUAAUGAAAUAGAGCAACCAACUAAACGUGUAGCUUUACAUGAAUCUAACAUUCCCAGGUACCAUAGAGAGUUCCAUGAACUUGGUUUGAUUGGUACUGGUGAAUUUGGUUCUGUUUAUAAAUGUAUUAAUAGAUUAGAUGGAUGCGUUUAUGCUAUUAAAAAAAGCAUUAAACCUGUAGCUGGAAGCAUCAAUGAAAAAAAUGCAUUAAACGAAGUAUAUGCACAUGCUGUUCUUGGUAAACAUCAACAUGUUGUACGAUAUUAUUCCGCGUGGGCAGAAGAUAAUCAUAUGAUUAUACAAAACGAAUAUUGCAAUGGUGGUAGUUUGGCAGAUGCCAUUUUAACCUUGCAAAAAGAAAAAAAGCAUUUAUCUGAAGCAGAAAUGCGGCAGUUAUUGUUACAUGUUGCUGAAGGUUUAAGAUAUAUCCAUAGUGUGCAAUUAGUACAUAUGGAUAUCAAACCAGGAAACAUAUUUAUUUCAAAAGAGAAAAGGUUACUUGCCGUUAAUUAUGAUUCAGCUGAUGAUGGUUUUGACGAAGAAGAAAUUGUCGAAGAAGAAAUUACAUAUAAAAUUGGAGAUUUGGGUCAUGUAACAUCUAUUAGUAAUCCACAAGUUGAAGAGGGUGAUUGUAGAUACUUGCCAACUGAAAUCUUACAUGAAGAUUUUAAUCAUUUAACAAAAGCUGAUAUCUUUGCCUUGGGUCUUACGGUAUAUGAAGCUGGUGGUGGUGGUCCACUUCCCAAGAAUGGUCCCGAAUGGCAUGAUAUUAGAAAUGGAAAUUUAAAAGAAUUAUCGCCCUAUAGUAGAGAUCUCAAUGAUUUGCUAAAGUUGAUGAUUCAUCCGAAUCCUGAGAUGAGGCCUUCGGCUAUAUCACUUAUUCAACACAGAGUAUUAUGUCCAUAUGGAAAUAAAACAAAAGCUCAGCUUCGACGUGAAUUGAAUGCUGAGAAAUUGAAAAAUGAGAUUUUAUCAAAGCAAUUACAAGAAGCAGCAAAGUGUAUUAAAACAUUUGCUCCAAACGUAGCUGCAAUAAAUGGCACAGUAAAUUCUGAAAGAUAUAGAUUAAGAUCAGCAACAAAUAGAAUCUCAAAUAGAGCUAUUGGCAAAAAGGUCAAUCGUAGCAAUAGUACUACAAAUUUUUAAAUGUUAUGUAUUGCUUUUACACUUUAUUAAGAAUACAAAGAAGAUAAAGGUGCUACAGAAUAGUAGUUCUGCAAAGCAUUUUCAUCUUAAUAUUGUGAUAUCGUAUUAAUUUUAGUUUCUAAAUAAGGGUAAGCCAGCCAACUUAUAAACUUCAUAUCAUUGUAAUAUUAUAGAACAUUGGUUUCAUUCUUAUUUAUAAAAUAGAUUUAUUAUUAUUAAAUCUUGUUUUGGAAGGUAAGUGGAUUUUGGAAUCAACAAGAAAAAAGAAUAUUAAGUGUAAUUUAUAAGUAACAUUUGAUACAAUGGUAAUAUUUCAAUGAUAUAAAGUGCAGUGUGUAAUUGCAUGGAACUAUGAUUACUACUUUUUACUGUGAUGAAGACUAUAUAGUGUUAAACAAAAACUAGGAAUUUUACUUGAGGAAUUUCUUUUGCUUUUGUUGUUCAGAACAUCUUGGACAAAGUAAAAUCACAUAUAAUAUUUCAUGUUACACAGCUCUAUUAUUCUUGAUUAUCACUGUUACGAAUAUAUUCAUCUUUUUUUACUGAAGAAUACAGUUGAUGAAAGUAGUAAUAUUAGUACAACUUAAUACGUAAUGAUUGAUUAUGAUGGUUGUACAUUUUCUAAAUUUUUGUGCAAAAUGAAUCAAUGCACUUAAUGUUUAUAAAUACAGUAAAUGAAUUCAACUAAAAAAGUAUUUUUGCCAUUAAAUUUCAUCAGUUUUAUAUCUUCUUAAAUUUAUCAUUUUAUUAGAUAUUAAGUAUCAUUAUUUUACCAAGGGAUUAAGGUAUCACUUAAAUUGAAAUUAUGCUGUGUUAAAUUUAUAACAUAGCUUUUUUUGUGUACACUAGCAAAUAACAGCAAACUUUGUGUGAAUUUGCUUUUUCAUUAUUCAUUUUUUCUUUCUUUUUCUUUUUCUUUUUUCUUUUUUUUUUUUUUUUUUUAAAUAUGUACACAAGUCUUAUCUUUGAUUCUUUUUCUGUGUGUUACAAAUUAUUACAUUUAUUUCAAUUUUAUAAAUUUGAUAUUUCUUGCAUGUUCACAAUUAUUUUUAUUGUUUUAUCUGAGUAUUAAUUCGUAAUACAUUUAUUAUCCAUGAUUCAUUGACAGUAACAAUACUAUUUUUCGUUUUAGAAAGCUUGCCCUAUCCUUAACUAGUUUAUUAAAUCUAAAAAUCAUAAUGAUAAAAGAACUUUUUUUUUUAUCUAUAUUCUCAUGUAUUAAUAUUUAUAAAGGCUCAAUUAUUAAUUUAGUAUUAAUUACUUAAAAUAGAUUCCACAUGACUAAAUUCAUUUAGUAUUUUUCUGGCAGUGACUGAGCGCAUUUUACACAAAUUUAAUGUGCUUUUAAUUUAUAUUUUUCAGACAUAUUAUAUCAUUUUUUGAUGCAUGUAAUUAAAUAUAAUAAAGAGAAAAAAGGUUGUGUCAAUUAAAUAAUAACUUUUUGUUCCAUAAAUUUUAUGUUUAAAAUAUUUUUAAAAAGGUUUUUUUUACAAUAUAGUUAUCUAUAAUACAAACAUUUAUCAGGUAUUGAAUCAUACUUAUUUAUAGUAUGUUUAUGUUCAUAAUAAGAUAUUUAGCUGUAAUAAACCAUGUUUCGUUGAAUGGACAAUUUCUAUGUAAUAAAUAUUGUCAAGUUUUUAAAUUAGCAUGAGAGAAAAAUAAAUUCAGCUGAUUAUAGUUACAUGUGCAUCAAUUUAGUAUAUAUAAUUUCUAUGACAGAGUUAAAAAUUAUAUAUUUUUUACAUCAUUUAUUUUGCCUCAUUUGCAAACAAUAUUGAAAUACAAGCCUAAAACAGAAUGUAUAAUAGCAUGUGUAGCAUUACGACUUCAAAUUGAAUUUAACAUUUGUUAUUUAAAUGAUACAUAAAUUUAUUUCUUUUAACAAGUCUUUGUAGUAUCCAAAUAUGUCUUAUAUAACGCAAAUUUUGUUCAAUUCUGUUUUCUUUGCUUUUCUAAGAUAAAAGAAUGUUUGAACUAAACAUUUAAUUUUCAUAAAACUUAUUACUUACUUUGGUUUAUUUUAUAUGUAAACAAUAAUAAAUUUUGUAAGAUGUUUGUAUCACAAUAACGAUUAUAUAACCUAAUAUUAAGUUUAUAAUAAUUUUAACUUACAUAUAAUUACAUUUGUAAACCAUUGUUUUUUGUAUUUAGACCUAAGUUGAUCUAUCAUAAAACUUACCUAUAUAAAUUAGGUAAGUAAAACAAUGGAAGUUAUUAUGUGCCAAUGAGGGUGGAUCCUGAUACCUGGCAGAGAACUGAUGUUUUCCAUUUUUCAUAUAAAUAUAGUAUUAUUUUUUUAUUACUAAUAAUAUAAUUAUUACAAUAAAUAAUAAUAAAUUACAGUAUCUUUUUUAUUUAUUUUUAUAAUAUACGAUUUCCAUGAAACUUGUCGCGGUCAUAUAAAUUUAAAAUUGCAAUAGAAAAUAAAUACAGAAGACAUUUUAUCAGAAGUAAAGAAUCAUGAUAAUAUAUAAAAUAAGAGAAAUGGAAUUCUCUUUCAAUGCAGUUCUUAAAUAUAAAUAUGUGCAUUUUUUAGGUCAAAUUUCUUAAUUUUUAUACGUGAAUAAAAUGUGAAAGUUAUUGUUUUUAGAAGAAAACGUUUUACUUUCUUUUUUUAUAAUUGUACUUAUUUUUAUAUUUAAAAUAACUUUACACAUCUUCAAUUACUAAUGUAUCAAGUUCUUGUCCUGGACAUAAAACAGAGUCAAUAUUAUAAAAAAUUGCAUGAAGUGUUACUAGAAACCAGGAUGCACCUGUAACAAACAUACAUAUAUUUAAAAUUGUUUUAAUUUUUUUUUAAUAUUUUUGUGUAAAUAUCAAAUCAUAGUAAUGAAUACAACUUUUCUUUAUCUUACCAAGUACCCAAAAUAGAUCUGCUCCAGCACCAAUAAAAUAAAAGAAAGGUAAUGAACAAAUCCCAAUUAAUGCAUAUAAUUGAACUAAAGUUAAUUUAUGACCAUGAAUCGACAAUCUUUCAUUAACAUGCCAUUUAGAUACUAUAUAACAAAUUCCAAAAAGCAUUAUAAUAGCAAGUAGUAAUAAACUUGAUGUAAUC
Messenger RNA from Vespula vulgaris, 5193 nucleotides. Its product is annotated as wee1-like protein kinase. The coding region runs from base 366 to 2138 and encodes 590 amino acids. Gene Ontology annotation, molecular function: non-membrane spanning protein tyrosine kinase activity; magnesium ion binding; ATP binding. Gene Ontology annotation, biological process: protein phosphorylation; mitotic cell cycle. Gene Ontology annotation, cellular component: nucleus. The transcript is spliced from 4 exons. The record is from RefSeq and is a predicted model, not a curated record. NCBI's taxonomy places the organism in Eukaryota, Metazoa, Arthropoda, Insecta, Hymenoptera, Vespidae.